This is a messenger RNA of Hyla sarda, 711 nucleotides long. RefSeq names its product cystatin-A1-like. NCBI's taxonomy places the organism in Eukaryota, Metazoa, Chordata, Amphibia, Anura, Hylidae. Gene Ontology annotation, molecular function: cysteine-type endopeptidase inhibitor activity. Gene Ontology annotation, cellular component: cytosol. Bases 206 to 550 code for a protein of 114 amino acids. The record is from RefSeq and is a predicted model, not a curated record. The transcript is spliced from 4 exons.
AAUUUAGAGCUUUUCUCCGUUCUUGUAAUAUUCCUCCGAUUGUUUUGCCUCUCUAGUUGGUUUCCUUACAAAUAUAUGGUUUUAAUCUGUUUUUUCUGUGUUAUUUUAACAUUAUUUUAAUCAUGUUUUGUCAUUUCUUUUUAUAUUCUUAUGACCAUUAUAUCCAUCGUCUGUUGAUCCAAGGAGUUGGUUGUGCUGGGACAUCAUGGAACUCACCGGUUCAGCCGGCAGGGUAUUAGGAAUGGAGCCACCAUUUAAGCUUGGAGGAGUAGGUGAAACAAAGCCUGCAAACCCAGAAGUACAAGGUUACUGUGACACAGUAAAAUCAAAGUUUCUGGAACAAAGUGGGUUAAAUGUGACAGAGUUUAAGGCCGAUUCAUACAGAGACCAGGUUGUUGCUGGAAUGUACUACUACAUCAAGGUCUGGCUCGGAGGGGACAAGUACUGUCACAUAAAGGUAUAUAAUCCUCUACCUCAUACCGGAGGGAAGCCGGAGCUGCAGGGGUACAAGCUGGAUAAGUCUAAGGAAGAAUCCAUUGGAUUUUUUUAGAAAGAGAAUCAAGCGCUCAGUGUAUGUGGGGAAACCCUCCUAAGUCACCACUUUCUGGGAUUUAUCCGAAAUGUUGGCGCGACCUUCUACGUUUUCACCAUCUAAGUUUCCCGUCCCUGUUUUUGGCGUCUGUUUUUUUCCCUUUCUAAUCUUUUCACUUA